Suillus subaureus is the source of this 1705-nucleotide messenger RNA. RefSeq lists its product as uncharacterized. Bases 104 to 1465 code for a protein of 453 amino acids. The transcript has 7 exons. The record is from RefSeq and is a predicted model, not a curated record. Lineage: Eukaryota; Fungi; Basidiomycota; Agaricomycetes; Boletales; Suillaceae.
GGAUGAUUCGAAACGAUCAAGCCAAGUUGGAUGUGAUGUCUACUGCUCUUCUGAUCAUUAACUGGUUAUACCCUUGGACUUUGUCAAAUACUCUGCUGAAAGGAUGAGUGCAACUGCAACCAUUACAAUGACCACUCUUCCUUCUAAAUCCACAAUCAAACACUCUCCUGCCCAAUCUCAUGUCGAAGCAUCAUCCCAGAAUCAGCCCCCAAAGUCUCAAAAACAGAUGACCAAAGCGGAGAGACGCGAACAACAAGAGCGUCAGAGAGCUGCAAAGGCUGCUACUAAAGUAGCUGGUCCCCAACCUAGCGGGUCUAAUCAGAAUUCUGCUCAGGCGAAGAAUAGUGCUUCAGUCAAGAAGGGUGGAAAGGGUCCUGACGGAAAACCGACAAAGGAGACAAAAGAAACCACACCUGAUGACUCUGCUCGUGGUUUGCAGAUAUUCUCCCAUUUUGGACUCCCAAAACCCCCCGGCCCUAGCAAGGGAGAUAUACAUCCCGCUAUCAUCCGCCUCGGAUUGCAAUUUUCGGAGUUCAAGAUCGCAGGGGCAAAUGCGCGUUGUAUUGCGACCCUCACUGCAUUUAAAACUGUGAUACAGGACUAUGUCACUCCUCCGAAUAAUACACUCUCGAGGCAUCUCUUAACACAUCUUUCGCCUCAAAUCACUCAUCUUGUUUCUGCUCGUCCCAUGUCUGUCACUAUGGGCAAUGCCAUCCGGGAGCUCAAACUAGAGAUCAGCGGAUCGGAUAUCGACCUUCCGGAGCAGGAUGCAAAAAAUCUACUUUGUCAAAAGAUAAAUGAUUAUAUCAGUGAACGAAUUACCAUAGCGGAUCAAGUCAUCCAAGAGACUGCAGGGACCAAGAUUAAAGACGGAGACGUCAUUUUGACGUAUGCUCGAUCUUCAGUUGUGGAACAAGUUUUAGUCGGUGCGUGGGAUGAUGGGAAGCAAUUUUCAGUUGUCGUCGUUGAUUCCCGACCAAUGUUAGAGGGCAAGAAACUUCUCUCCGUACUUUCUGCCAUGGGCAUUCCCUGCACUUAUCUCCUUCUGCCAUCUAUUGGAUCUGUCAUUACAGAGGUAUCGACAGUCUUAGUGGGCGCUCAUUCCCUGCAUUCGAAUGGUGCCGUAUUUUCUCGUGCAGGCACGGCCCUCGUAGCUAUGAUGGCAAAACAACACAGCGUUCCUGUCGUCGUUUGCUGCGAGACAUACAAGUUCGCGGAAACAAUCCAGCUAGAUAGUUUUACCAAGAAUGAGCUCGCACCUGCUGGCGAUAUAUUUUCGUCCUUCCCCCUCACUCGGUCAAAAGAUACGCUCACCCUCAACAAACAGCCCAAUCUAGAGAUCCUGAAUCCGCUCUACGACCUGACACCUCCCUCGAGUAUCACAGCAGUUGUGACAGAAGUCGGAGUUAUUCCGCCAAGCUCCAUCAGCUCGAUUCCACUUGCGCUCGGUCGCACUACACUGUAACAUACUGCAUUUAGUAUUGUUGUCUGAUUACGAGUAGGAAGUUACAAUUAUACGAUUUAAUUGCAUGGAUGGCAUGACACAUUAGUCUAUUUAUGCGUUUUGCUCUGAUGUUGUAAUGCUAAUCGACGCCGGCUUCGAAGUUCGACGUCAGCAUGGUCAACGAACUCUCCUGAUCAUAGGUCCCACAUCAGAAUUAGCUGUCCGGUUCCAGGAGACAGGGUUCGGCGUUCGAAGGUAAAU